AUGGUGCACAUGAGAAGCAUGGAGGGAGAUAGAAGAUACACUUACACUGCAAUGGCGCGUGUGGGAAAUGAGAAUAUAUCCCUUGCUUGUAGGAGGAGGUGGAGUGGGUCCGAAAUGGUGUUUGUGUUGUGUGUGUGUGGGGCUUGCAACGUAGAGUGCUCUUUCGUGUCCCAAAUCUCCAUCAACGGUUCUCCUUCCGCCACGUCACCACCUCAUCCACAUCCCACCGUCCCUUCUGUCAGUGAAGAUUUAGUCAAGUUGAGAUAA
Sphenostylis stenocarpa is the source of this 267-nucleotide messenger RNA. The record is from the annotation of a GenBank genome assembly. NCBI's taxonomy places the organism in Eukaryota, Viridiplantae, Streptophyta, Magnoliopsida, Fabales, Fabaceae.